GGCAAGGUCCAGAGUGAAACUCUGGCCCCAACCCUAGGUUGACCAGAAAGGAGCAGACAGUCAGACCAGGCGGGUCUGGCCUCUCCCGGAUCCUCCAGCCAUGCGGCUCCUCUGGGCACUGGCCUGGCUGUGCAGCCUCUUCGUCUCAUCUCUGCAGAAGCCCAGGUUGCUCCUGUUCUCUCCGUCUGUGGUUAAUUUGGGGACCCCCCUGUCAGUGGGGGUGCAGCUCCAGGAUGCCCCUCCAGGACAGGAAGUGAAAGGAUCAGUGUUCCUGAGAAACCCAAGCAGUGGUCGCCUCUGCUCCCCAGAGAAGAAGUUUGUUCUCAGCUCAAGAAAUGACUUUGCCCUUCUCAACCUUGAGGUACCACUGAGAGAUGUGACGAGCUGUGGCCUCUUCAACCUGAACAGAGCCCCCAACGUCCAGCUAAUAGCUCAAUCUUCCUGGCUAAAGAACUUUUCGCCCAAAGGCACAGACACUCAGGGUGUCAACCUGCUCUUCUCCUCCCGCCGGGGACACAUCUUUGUGCAGACUGAUCAGCCUAUUUAUAACCCUGGCCAGCGAGUUCGUUACCGAGUCUUUGAGCUGGAUCAAAAGAUGCGUCCAUCCACUGACACCAUCACGGUUACUGUGGAGAACUCUCAUGGCCUCCGUGUACGCAAGAAGGAGGUAUUUGCCCCCACUUCCAUCUUCCAAGAUGACUUCAUAAUUCCAGACAUCUCAGAGCCGGGGACCUGGAAGAUCUCAGCUAGGUUCUCAGACGGCCUGCAGUCCAAUAGCAGCACCUACUUUGAAGUGAAGAAAUAUGUCCUUCCCAACUUUGAAGUGAAGCUGGAGCCUCAGAAGCCCUAUAUCGUGACAGAGCCCAGUAACUCUGAGGACAUCCAGUUAGACAUUGAGGCCAGGUAUGUCUAUGGAAGGCCCGUGCAGGGUGUGGCAUACACACGAUUCGCACUCAUGGAGGAACACGGGAAGAAGACUUUCCUUCGGGGCCUGGAGACCCAGACCAAGUUGGUGGAAGGCCAGAGCCAUAUUUCCAUCUCCAGGGGGCAGUUCCAGGCUGCUCUGGAGAAAGUCAACAUUGGGAUGGGAGACCUGGAGGGGCUGCGGCUCUAUGCUGCGGCAGCCGUCAUCGAGUCCCCAGGAGGCGAGAUGGAGGAGGCAGAGCUCACGUCCUGGCGCUUUGUGUCAUCUACCUUCUCCUUGGACCUGGGCCGCACCAAGCGCCAUCUUGUGCCUGGGGCCCCGUUCCUGCUGCAGGCCCUGGUCCGAGAAAUGUCGGGCUCCGCGGCCUCUGAGGUCCCCGUCAAGGUUUCUGCCACGUUGUUAUCUGGUUCCCACUCAAAAGUCAUGACCUUUCAACAGAACACGGACGGGACUGGCCAAGUCAGCGUGCCCAUCCACAUCCCGCCAGCCACCACGGAGCUGCGGCUCCUGGUCUCUGCAGACUCGCUCUACCCAGCCACAGCCACACUCACCGUACAAGCCCCACCUUCCAGCAGCUCUGGCUUCCUGUCCAUUGAGCCUCUAGACCUUCGACCCCCUCGUGUGGGGGACACCCUCACCCUGAACCUGCGGACUGUGAACAUCCCCCGGCCUACCUUCUCUCAUUACUACUACAUGAUCCUCUCCCGGGGCCAGAUCAUGGCUGUGAGUCGGGAGCCCGUGAGUACCGUGACCUCCAUCUCCGUGUUUGUGGACCAUCGCCUGGCACCUUCCUUCUACGUUGUGGCCUAUUUCUAUCAUCAAGGACUCCCAGUAGCCAACUCCCUGCUCAUCAAUGUGCAGCCCGGGGACUGUGAGGGCAAGCUGGAACUGAAGGUGGAUGGCGCCAGGGAUUAUCGUAAUGGGGACAGCAUGAAGCUCCAAGUUCUGACGGACUCCCAAGCCCUGGUGGCCCUGGGGGCAGUGGACACGGCUCUGUACGCCGUGGGUGGCCGGUCCCACAAACCCCUCGACAUGAGCAAGGUCUUUGAAGUGAUGAACAGUUACAACCUUGGCUGUGGUCCUGGAGGUGGGGACAGUGCCCUUCAGGUGUUCGAGGCUGCCGGUCUGGCCUUUUCUGACGGUGACCAGCUAACCAAAACCAGAGCGGCCCUGAGCUGUCCCAAAGAGAAGAAAAGCCGGCAAAGGAGAAGCGUGAACUUCCAUAAAGCCAUGAGUGAGAAGUUGGGUCAGUAUGCUUCUCCCGAAAGCAAGCGCUGCUGCCAAGAUGGGCUGACGAAGUUGCCUAUGACACGCACCUGCGAGCAGCGGGCGGCCCGGGUGCCACAGCCGGCCUGCAGGGAGCCCUUCCUGGCCUGUUGCAAGUUUGCCGAAGCCCUUCGCAAGAACCUCACCAGGAGCCAGGGGGGCCCUGCCCGAGCCCAGGAGGUGCUGCAGGAAGAAGAGCUGAUGGACGAGGACGACAUACUUGUGCGCAGCUUCUUCCCGGAGAACUGGCUCUGGAAAGUGGAGACCGUGGACCGCUCCAAACUGCUGACGCUGUGGCUCCCUGACUCCCUGACCACGUGGGAGAUUCACGGUGUGAGCCUGUCUAAAAGCAAAGGCCUGUGUGUGGCCACGCCCACCCGUGUCCGAGUCUUCCGAGAAUUCCACCUGCACCUGCGGCUACCCGUCUCUGUUCGCCGCUUCGAGCAGCUGGAGUUGCGGCCUGUUCUUUACAAUUAUCUGAAUACUAACCUGACUGUGAGUGUCCAUGUGUCUCCAGUGGAGGGGCUGUGCCUGGCGGGUGGUGGGCUGCUGGCCCAGCAGGUGUUGGUGCCUGCAGGCUCUGCCCGGCCUGUCGCCUUCUCUGUGGUACCCACGGCUGCUGCCUCCGUGCCCCUGAAGGUGGUGGCUCGAGGGUCUUCUGAUCUCUACAUGGGAGAUGCUGUGUCUAAGAUUCUACAAAUUGAAAAGGAAGGGGCCAUCCACAGAGAAGAGAUAGUGUAUGAACUCAACCCCCUGGAUAACAGACGCCGGAGUUUGGAAAUCCCCGGCAGCUCUGAUCCAAACAUCAUCCCUGAUGGGGAUUUCAGCAGCUUUGUCAGGGUCACAGCCUCUGAAGCCUUGGAGACCCUGGGAUCCGAAGGCGCCUUGUCCCCAGGAGGCGUGGCCUCCCUCCUGAGGCUUCCUCGGGGCUGUGCCGAGCAAACCAUGCUCUAUUUGGCCCCUACCCUCACUGCUUCUCGCUACCUGGACAAGACAGAGCAGUGGAGCAAACUGCCCCCCGAGACCAAGGACCACGCUAUGGAUCUGAUCCAGAAAGGCCACAUGCGGAUCCAGCAGUUUCGGAAGAAAGAUGGCUCCUUUGGUGCUUGGCUACACCGCGACAGCAGCACCUGGCUCACAGCUUUUGUGCUGAAGAUCCUGAGUUUGGCUCAGGAGCAGGUGAGCGAUGCCCCCGAGAAGCUGCAGGAGACGGCUAGUUGGCUGCUGACUCAGCAGCUUGGUGACGGCUCCUUCCACGACCCGUGUCCAGUCAUCCACAGAGGCAUGCAGGGGGGCCUGGUAGGGGCGGAUGAGACGGUGGCACUCACCGCCUUCGUGGUCAUCGCCCUUCACCAUGGGCUGGCCGUCUUCCAGGACGAGGGCGCCGAGCAGCUGAAACUCAGGGUGGAAGCCUCCAUCUCCAAAGCAAACUCGUUCUUGGGGCAGAAGGCAAGCGCUGGGCUUCUGGGCGCCCACGCAGCCGCCAUCACAGCCUACGCCCUGACGCUGACCAAGGCCUCCGAGGACCUGCGGAAUGUGGCGCACAACAGCCUGAUGGCCAUGGCUGAGGAAACCGGUGAAAACAUCUUCUGGGGCUUGGCCAUCGGCUCCCAGGACAACGUCGUGUCGCCCACUGCAGCGCCCCGUGGUCCAUCUGACCCUGUGCCCCAGGCCCCGGCCCUGUGGAUCGAAACCACAGCCUACGGUCUGUUACACCUGCUGCUGAGGGAGGGGAAGGGAGAAAUGGCCGACAAGGCUGCAUCCUGGCUUACCCACCAGGGCAGUUUCGCCGGCGGAUUCCGCAGUACUCAGGACACAGUGGUCACCCUGGACGCCCUGGCUGCGUACUGGAUCGCUUCCCACACCACCGAGGAGAAGGCGCUCAACGUGACGCUCAGCUCCACUGGCCGCAAUGGGUUCAAGACCUACUCGCUGCAGCUCAACAACCACCAAGUCAAGGGUCUGGAGGAGGAGCUGAAGUUCUCUCUGGGCAGCAAGAUCAAUGUGAACGUGGGAGGAAACAGCAAAGGCACCUUGAAGAUCCUGCGCACCUACAAUGUCCUGAACCUGAAGAACACAACUUGCCAGGACCUUCAGCUGGAAGUGACGGUCACGGGCUAUGUGGAAUAUACACGGGAGGCCAACGAGGACUACGAGGACUACUACGGAGAGUAUGACUCGCUGGCCGCAGAUGACCCCGGUGCCCACCCGCAGCCGGUGACACCCCUGCAACUGUUCGAGGGUCGCAGGAGCCGCCGCAGGAGGGAGGCCCCCAAGGUGGCAGAGGAGCAGGAGUCCAGAGUGCAGUACACUGUGUGCAUCUGGCGCAAUGGUGACGUGGGCCUGUCUGGCAUGGCCAUCGCAGACAUCACCCUCCUGAGUGGGUUCCAUGCCCUGAGGGCCGACUUGGAGAAGCUGACCUCCCUCUCUGACCGCUACGUGAGCCACUUUGAGACCGAUGGGCCCCAUGUCCUACUGUACUUUGACUCGGUCCCGACCACCCGGGAGUGCGUGGGCUUCGGAGCCUUGCAGGAGGUGGCUGUGGGGCUGGUGCAGCCGGCCAGUGCCGUCCUGUAUGACUACUACAGCCCCGAUCACAAGUGCUCUGUGUUUUAUGCCGCACCGACCAAGAGCAAGCUUCUGUCCACCCUGUGCUCAGCAGACGUCUGCCAGUGUGCUGAGGGGAAGUGCCCUCGACAGCGAAGGGCUCUGGAGCGAGGCGUGCAGGACAAGGACGGCUACAGGAUGAAGUUUGCCUGCUAUUACCCCCGUGUGGAGUAUGGCUUCCAGGUUAAAGUUCUCCGAGAAGAUGGCAGAGCUGCCUUCCGCCUCUUUGAAACCAAGAUCACCCAAGUCCUGCAUUUCACCAAGGAUGCCAAGGCCUCAAUAGGUCAGACCCGCAACUUCCUGGUCCGGGCCUCUUGUCGCCUUCGCUUGGAGCCCAACAAGGAGUACUUGAUCAUGGGCCUGGACGGUGUCACCAAUGACCUCAAGGGAGACCCCCAGUACUUACUGGACUCAAAUAGCUGGAUCGAGGAGAUGCCUUCUGAGCGCCUGUGCCAGAGCACCCGCCAGCGGGCAGCCUGCGCCCAGCUCAGAGAUUUCCUCCAGGAGUACAGCACCCAGGGAUGCCAGGUGUGAGGGCGCUGGACACUGGAUGUCUG
Acomys russatus (golden spiny mouse) is the source of this 5355-nucleotide messenger RNA. RefSeq names its product complement C4. Gene Ontology annotation, cellular component: extracellular region. Bases 101 to 5332 code for a protein of 1743 amino acids. Gene Ontology annotation, biological process: inflammatory response; complement activation. The record is from RefSeq and is a predicted model, not a curated record. The transcript has 41 exons. Lineage: Eukaryota; Metazoa; Chordata; Mammalia; Rodentia; Muridae. Gene Ontology annotation, molecular function: endopeptidase inhibitor activity; protein binding.